AUGUCACCUGUCGUGUAUCCCUACACCGUCACCAACAGUUACAAAGGGGGCCUCUUCAUGCGAACAUACAGCCGCAACGUACGGCGCGCCUGGGAUGGGGAGGACUACCGUCCGCCAAAGAGGCCACGCCUCGAGGAUGCGUGGAACGCGCCGUCGUUCACUUCCGGCGGAUACAACGAGAACGCGACCCUAAAGCCCAUCGACCUCGAGGACAGCCUCGAACGCGCCAUACGCGAGACCAGUGUUGCAGCACUCUCCUCGUCGCCGUCGCGGAAGAACAGCACUGUCUUUUCGGCAGAGUCACAGGAAGACGAGCUGGGUUCCAGCACUAUCACCCCGCCAUCCUCUCCUCCGCCCGUCCUGCAACUCACUCCGCCGCGGAUCAAAGUACACAAGCCCAACUUUACGGCAAUUGACAAGGCCAGAAAGGAAAAGAAGGCCCUUAAGAUGGCAAAGCGGAAACGCGAGGCACAAUCAUUAGCACCAGUCCUGACUGUGGCGGAACCUACGCGUCAAGACUCGGAGCCUCUGUCCGAAAUCUUCAACUCGAGCGCACGCGCACAAAGCUCUCAGCCAUCGAACAGAGACGCGUCGGAGAGGCAUGAAGGCGACCAGGAGUCAUCAAUUACGCGUCCGGUGGCCAGGCCGUCGCUACCAAAACAGCAAGACUUGGUUCAAACCGUGCUGGACCUGGGCCAACCAACCGGCCCGACGACAUGCCCACAAUGCCAAAUGUCCUACGUGCCCACGUCGUCGGAGGACAACCAACUCCACCACAUGUUUCACCAUCGCGACAGCUCUGGUAUUGAACUGGGAAAGCCCUUCCUCAAGUCCGCCAUGCGGUGGUGCUACCAAGUGGCCCACAUCCCCGGGAGUGUCGUGGUUGUAGACCGAAAACUGGCCUUGCCUGCGCGCCGGACGGUGCAGAAAGUGCUCUCGAUUGUCAACAAGGAGCUCGGCAGCGUGGACAUCAAAGAGGAGGAUCUGUGGAGUCAGCGUGCCCUUGAAGGCGAGAGGAACGAUGACCACACCAGGAAAUGUGAUCGCUACAAGGCCUUCUUGCACGUCAUCGAGGACAAGUGCGUGGGCAUUUGCCUCGCCGAGCGAAUUACCCAAGCUCACCGGGUUCUCCCAAACGAGACGGCCACCAGCGAAACCAUGGCUCUCAACGACCACCACCACUUCCGACCUACAGUAGGUCCGGCGACUCCGGCCGCCACCGAGUUCAACGGCGAAGAAGCAGAUCAGCCUUUCACAAAGCCUCAGGUUCCGACCCCCAUCGCCAGCCCGACGGCAUCAGGGCCUUCGUCGAGCAUCAGCAUCUCGGAGAAAUCGCAUCCGGCCGUCGUGGGCGUCAGCCGCAUCUGGACGAGCCGAGCGUUCCGGCACAAGGGCAUCGCGAACAAUCUCCUCGAAUGUGUCAUGAGUCAGUUCAUUUACGGCAUGGAGAUUGAACCUCACCAAGUGGCAUUCAGUCAACCUACGGAGAGCGGUGCAGCGUUGGCCAGAGCUUGGUUUGGAACUGAUGAUGGGUGGGCGGUCUACCGAGAGGAGUAA
Exophiala spinifera is the source of this 1557-nucleotide messenger RNA. RefSeq lists its product as uncharacterized. Gene Ontology annotation, molecular function: protein-lysine-acetyltransferase activity. The transcript has 2 exons. Gene Ontology annotation, cellular component: nucleus; chromatin. Bases 1 to 1557 code for a protein of 518 amino acids. Gene Ontology annotation, biological process: mitotic sister chromatid cohesion. NCBI's taxonomy places the organism in Eukaryota, Fungi, Ascomycota, Eurotiomycetes, Chaetothyriales, Herpotrichiellaceae. The record is from RefSeq and is a predicted model, not a curated record.